AUCAUCAUCACCAAUCACAACUCCUCACGCCAAAGCCUUUCGAAAGCAACAUAAGACAAGCGCACCGUUCUUCUCCCCAUCCUACCAAAUCGCAUGAUUCUUAUUGCUUAAACAAUCUCCGAAGAGAGAAUGGCGACAAGGAGAGUCCAAAUUUCCUCCCGGCGAACCGUUUGAGGCCCUUCGACCUGCUCCCACCGUCGGUUGAAAUCCCUCUCUUCUUCGCCAGCGUUUUCUUCUCCAUCCUCAAAUCCAAUCUUUUCUGCGAAUAAUCCCGAUUUAUUCUUGGAAUCUUUUUUUUUUUUCUGAUCAUGUAGUUUCAAAUCGAUACCCCUCGAGUUUGCCCCCUUUUUUUCCUCAUAGUUUCUGGUUAUUUUUGCGUGUUCGGUUGUGAUAAUGCUCGCAAAAUCUAAUUUUUGUUCUUGUUAUUAGUUGCUGCUUCUUGGAGAAACUGUUUGCGCGGGGUUUCCCCUUCCAGAUCCAUCUUCGCUGCUUUUCCUCAGUGGAAAUUCUUGAAUUCGCCCCCUUCCAGCCUUAUUGUAUACGAAAAACCCUGAAAAGUUGGGGUUUUUGGAGGUUUUGCGUUGGAAAUUGCAAUUCUUCCGUUACAACUGGGAUUACACAUCGAUUCUUCCAAGAAUUGCUUCUUUCUAGUUCUCUAGGACCAUGAUCUAGUGUACCACCAUGGGCAAUGCAUUCGACUGUAUGCCCAAGAAGGGCCCCGCAGGCGGCAUCAGGUCAAGGAGCAAGCAGAGCUCCAAGUCGAGAUCACAGAGGAAGAUGGCGGCGUCUGAAGAGGAGCUCCUGCACCGCCAGGCCCUCGCAAUGGCGAUUCAGCAGCACCAGUUGUCACAACGGUUCGAAGGCUCCAUGUCCCGGAGGAUUGGGUCCACGAGCUCUCGGCGGCGAGACCUCCCUGAUUCGAUUACUAAUGGAAAGCUGCAUCCAGUUUCUCUUGAGAAUCUUGAGACAAAGAAAAUCAUUCUUGUCCAUGGAGAAGGAUUUGGAGCUUGGUGUUGGUAUAAGACUCUAUCUCUUUUGGAGGAAGUAGGAUUGCUUCCUAUUGCUUUGGAUCUCAAGGGCUCUGGGAUAGACCUGACAGAUCCAAACAGCGUAACAACCUUAGAGGAUUACUCGAAGCCUCUAACUGAUUAUCUUCACAGCCUUCCUGAUGAUGAAAAGGUGAUAUUGGUUGGUCAUAGCUUUGGAGGUGCUAGCGUAUCUUAUGCACUGGAAUGUUAUCCAAAAAAGAUAUCAAAGGCAGUAUUCCUCAGUGCAACAAUGGUAUUGGAUGGACACAAACCUUUUGAUGUGUUUUCUGAUAAACUGUCAUCUGCCGAGGUUUUCUUGAAAGAAUCCAAGUUUCUAGUUUACGGAAACGGAAGAGACAAACCUCCUACAGGACUCAUGUUUGACAAACAGCAAAUUAAGGGACUAUAUUUUAACCAAAGUCCUUCCAAGGAUAUCGCGUUGGCUGCAGUAUCCAUGAGACCUAUCCCAUUGGCACCCAUCAUGGAGAAGCUGUCCCUCACGCCCGAAAACUAUGGCACGGCGAAACGUUUCUUCAUCCAAACACUUGAUGACCACAUGCUCUCACCCGACGUCCAGGAGAAGCUGGUGAGGGAGAACCCUCCUCAUGGGAUCUACAAGAUCAAAGGGUGUGAUCACUGCCCCUUCUUCUCGCGGCCACAGUCGCUGAAUAAAAUUUUGCUUGAAAUUGCACAACUUCCUUAGCAAAUCUUACUAGUGUUCUCUCACACUAUCUCGUAACGAGGGGGUGUUCUGCCCUGUGGAGGUUGUACAGAAGUGAAGAGCGAAAAAGGUCAUUAGCAGCUCAGCAAUGAUGAUUCGUUUGUGUUUCUGAAUCCAAUUAGCAGCUCAGCAAGUUAGAUCCCAUGUUAUGCGACAUGAAACUAAAUCCAUAGGCCUACUUCAUAAGCUCUGGAUGCUUGGGAGCUUUUAAUGGUCACAGUGGUAGGAAUAAUCAAAUGCUUCUUGCACUCCAUGGCAAUUGUUGGCUCAAGCCUUUACAAGUCAUCACCUUUGACUCUCAUCAGAAAGGUUUUGUAAGUGUUUUAGAACUUUGUUCAACUGUUAUCUAAGGUUACAGUUCUGGAAAAACUAAAGGGUUUGAAUUAUAUUAAUGGAUUAUGCAGUUUUCAUA
Musa acuminata subsp. malaccensis (wild Malaysian banana) is the source of this 2161-nucleotide messenger RNA. Its product is annotated as putative methylesterase 14, chloroplastic. NCBI's taxonomy places the organism in Eukaryota, Viridiplantae, Streptophyta, Magnoliopsida, Zingiberales, Musaceae. The record is from RefSeq and is a predicted model, not a curated record. Gene Ontology annotation, molecular function: methyl salicylate esterase activity; methyl indole-3-acetate esterase activity; methyl jasmonate esterase activity. Gene Ontology annotation, biological process: salicylic acid metabolic process; jasmonic acid metabolic process.